This is a messenger RNA of Mus pahari (shrew mouse), 987 nucleotides long. It is a transcript of the gene Pex11a, whose product is annotated as peroxisomal biogenesis factor 11 alpha. Gene Ontology annotation, cellular component: peroxisomal membrane. The coding region runs from base 169 to 909 and encodes 246 amino acids. The record is from RefSeq and is a predicted model, not a curated record. The transcript has 3 exons. Gene Ontology annotation, biological process: regulation of peroxisome size; peroxisome fission. NCBI's taxonomy places the organism in Eukaryota, Metazoa, Chordata, Mammalia, Rodentia, Muridae.
GAACUCUAAAAGCCGCGUUUCCGAAGGUGUGCCCACCCCCGUGUGGGCGGAGAGACUAAGUCCCACCCACCUGGCUACUAAUCUGUUCCCGCUGUCCCCCCCGGGACCAGCGACAUCCCAGAGGACCCACGAGGGAGCGGGCGCAACGCGUGGCUGUGGGUGGGAGCCAUGGACGCCUUCAUCCGAGUCUCCAACCAAAGCCAGGGCCGGGACCGACUUUUCAGAGCCACUCAGCAUGCAUGCAUGUUGCUUAGAUAUUUGUUAGAGUCUAAAGCUGGCAAAGAGGCCGUGGUACUGAAGCUCAAGAGGCUGGAGACCAGUGUGAGCACUGGCCGUAAAUGGUUCAGACUGGGCAACGUGCUUCAUGCCAUCCAGGCAACUGAGCAGAGCAUCCGAGCCGCUGACCUCGUGUCCCGCUUAUGCCUGACGUUAGCCAACCUCAACCGAGUGGUUUAUUACAUCUGUGACACUGUCCUCUGGGCGAAGAGUGUGGGUCUUACCUCUGAAGUCAACAGGGAGAAAUGGCAAAGGUGGGCGACCCGCCACUACUACUACUUCCUCUUGCUGAGCCUGGUCCGGGAUCUGUAUGAGAUCUUGCUGCAGAUGGGACAUGUUGCACGUGACAGAGCGCAGAGAGAGAAAUCCUCUCGGGACCCUCCUAAGUACAGCGUGGCUAAUGAGGAGAGUGAAUGGCUGCAGUCCGUCCUCCUCCUCCUAUUCCAGUCUCUAAAGCGACACCCUCCCUUGCUCCUGGACACCGUGAAGAACUUCUGUGACAUCCUGAUCCCUUUGAACCAGCUUGGCAUCUACAAGUCCAAUCUCGGCGUGGUAGGACUUGGAGGUCUCGUGUCCUCUUUGGCUGGUCUCCUCACCGUGGUGUAUCCUCAGCUGAAACUGAAGGCCCGCUAGGGUGUUUGGAGGCUUUAAGGCUAGCAGUUCAGUGGAACAAACAUUUGUUUUUGUCACGAUGUUUACUGUGCUUUUUUU